Messenger RNA from Naegleria gruberi, 666 nucleotides. RefSeq lists its product as uncharacterized. The record is from RefSeq and is a predicted model, not a curated record. The coding region runs from base 1 to 666 and encodes 221 amino acids. NCBI's taxonomy places the organism in Eukaryota, Heterolobosea, Eutetramitea, Acrasida, Naegleriidae. The transcript has a single exon.
AUGUUGUCCAAAUUUAAAAACUGUUUAAACAUUUCUUCUUCUUCAAGAAACAAAUUCAUUCAAUCAUCACUAUGUAAAUUAAAUAAUACCACCAAUAAUAUUACCAAUAAUAAUAAUAUUUAUCGUUCAUUUACCAUUACUAAUUCAACAUUCUCUUCUUCUUCCGAUAAUAAUUCAUCAUCAUCAUCAUUUACAUCACAACAACAAUUAGAACAAUUAAAUAAUAACAAUUCAUCUCCAUCAUCCAAUAAUAAUAAUUCUAAUAAUUCUUCUAAUAAUAAUAAUUCUUCUUCUAAUCAUACAUUUUCAUUAGAAGAUUUAGAUAAAGUAAAAGAAGAAUUAAUUAAAAAUUUAUUAGAAAUUGAUUCUAAUUCAUCAGUUCCAUUACCAUCACCUGGUAAAUCAUCUGGUGAUCAAUCAAUUGAUGAAGCAACUAAACAAUGGAGAUUAACAAAUACUAAAGAUGAUGAAAAUUUACAAAAAUUAUUUAAAUCAACAAAACAAAAAGCAUCAACUUCUUUAUUAGAACAAUCUCAAUUAAAUAGUAAUAUUAAUGAUAUGGAAAAUGAUGAUUUUGAAGUUGGUGUUGAUAAAGAUGAAUUUUCUAAAUAUGUUAAUCCAUUCAAUCCUGAAACACAAGAAGUUAAUGGUCCAAAAAGGUGCUGA